Molecule: messenger RNA, 3509 nt
Organism: Amphibalanus amphitrite
Lineage: Eukaryota; Metazoa; Arthropoda; Thecostraca; Balanomorpha; Balanidae
Product: solute carrier family 35 member E1 homolog
Exons: 7
Coding region: 395-1516 (373 amino acids)
Cellular component (GO): Golgi apparatus
Molecular function (GO): antiporter activity
Source: RefSeq, a predicted model, not a curated record
GGAACUCAAACUCCAUACGGCACAUACGGCAGGAGUUGGGGCCUGGGGGCUGGAGUGUCCUUGUUUUUUUUGGGAGGCAUAUAUCGCCUGGCUACGAUAAUACACAGUUUAUAUAGAUGUAAAGGGUAUUUCGCCGAAUUCCUGAAUCCUGUGACCCUGACCCAGAGAAUCGAAAGUAUCUAAGGUUUGGACCCAGAGACAGGUCCAGAAGUUUCACUUGCCAAUGGAAAUAACUGUGAUUAUGAACAGGACCAAGCUUGUAUGAUGCUUGCAAUUCUGUGACAUUUGAAGCAUCAAAGACUAAGAGCUUUAUGCAGGUUGUUGCCUGUUAGCAGUUGAAGAUAGAAGAUAUUUGUAUGUAUAUACUGAAGUGACUUGGCGAGUGGAGGUCAAGAUGUCUCUGACCCUUGCAGAAAAGAAAGAAUUUGUCAAGCUUGUGUGUCUGUGUCUUCUGUGGUAUGCCAUAAGCUCAGUGAAUAAUGUUGUCGGGAAAACGCUGUUGAACUACUUCCCAUACCCAAACACCCUGAGCAUGGUCCAGCUUCUCUCAAUCACAGUGUAUUCUGAACCAAUAUUACGGUGUCUCAGAAUAAGGCCACACUCUGAUAUGAGCUGGAGCUACUAUGUAUCAGUCAUUGUUCCCUUGGCCACUGGGAAAUUCUUGGCUGUUUUGUUUUCUCACAUAAGUAUAUGGAAAGUACCUCUUUCAUAUGCACACACAGUGAAGGCAACGAUGCCUAUAUUUACUGUUAUCUUUGGAAGGGUGCUGUUAGGAGAGCGACAAACUUUUUCGGUGUACUGUUCUCUGAUUCCGAUCGUGGUCGGGGUCGGCAUCGCCACCAUCACGGAGCUGUCGUUCGACAUCAUCGGCCUGCUCAGCGCCCUCACCUCCAUCGCAGUCUACUCGGUCAUGCAGCUGUUCUCCAAAAAGACGAUGAAGGACACGGGUAUCCAUCAUCUUCGGCUGCUUCUGGUGCUCGGUAGGCUGGCCUUCUUCAUGUUCCUGCCCUUCUGGGUGAUGUUCGAUCUCAGAAAGCUGAUGGUCGCCGAUGACCUGGUGCGCGGUGACAGCGUGUUCUUCACGCUGAUGCUGCUGGCGACGGACGGUUUCCUGAACUGGAUGCAGAACCUGGUGGCGUUCACGGUGCUGCACCUGGUGACGCCGCUGACGUACGCCGUCUGUAACGCCACCAAGCGUGUGUCGGUCAUCAGCGCCAGCCUGCUGUUCAUGAGAAACCCGGUCACGGUGACAAACGUGGUCGGUAUGCUGCUGGCCAUCGCAGGCGUGUUCAUGUACAACAAGGCUAAAUACGAGGCGAACCUGCGGCGGCGUCAGGAGGCGAUUCUGCCAAUGGUCACCAAGGGUAACCCGCUGCUACACGGGGGCACCAUCGGCAUCGACUGGGCCGACAAGAUCAGUCCCGUCUACCAGCCGCUGCACCAUGUCAACCACCACGGUCACGGGCACGCCAACGGAUACAGUAACGGGUUCGCGCGCACGGUGAUGGCCGCCUAAGUGGCCGGCCGGCUGCCGGUGGGGCACAGAGUCCGCACUGGAUGCCGCUGGUGGUCGUUUGGGACUGAGCAGUGGCGUCCUGUGUGCUCCCGGCGGGCUGCCGGGAGGCUGCCUGUGGUGUGUGAUCGGCGGGCUGCCGGGAGGCCGCCUGUGAAGUGCGGUCGGUGAGAGGGCUCUCUGGAGCUGGACACUGUGAUAGUCGAGUGUGGGUGAUACCAGCCCGUAACCUGGGGCGGCUCGCCGAGGGUCCCUGCCCUCCUUGCGAGCACGCGAGCACGUCUGGCGGUCUGGACACGCUGAGUGGCUUAGGGUCGCCCUCUGCGCCGCCGCGAGGGAAGCCCGAUAAGUUUCGACCGCGGGCGCGCCGACUGGGUGCCGUGCAGCAUGGUGACAUGACAGUUUCGUGGGUGCCUACUGACCACUGACCAGGUAUGUUUCAGUUGCAAUGUGCUUGGCGAGGUCCGACCUUCCUACUUAGUUUUGUGUGUGCGGUUAUUGGGCUUGUAGUUAAGUCGUUUCACGGUUUUGUUUCCGAGUUUGUGAAUCAUCAUUUUCGUGUGGUUAUGGGUUAUUCUAGCGAGAGCUGUGGAAGCUGUCUUUUGAUCCUUUAAGCUGUCGUGCCAGCCUCCAAUUUAUUGCAACUUUCCGAUACAGGUCAUGGCUCGAGUUGCAAUUGCCCGCGUUGUGUGAAGUCUGUUGUCAUCUAUUCAGUAUUUUAUUUAUGGAGACACACUAUUAUAAAUCUUAUUUUUGUACGUAUUUAUUCGCAUAUUUAUUUUUCAGCUUUCCCAAUUCACAUAUCAACAUGAUAGUAGCCAAAACUAUUUAUAGAAAAAUGGAGUAGAAAUGAAGAAAUGUAUAACGAAAAUUUUCAGUGGUAAAAGAAUUUAUCAUCCAAUGUAAAUUCAUCAUCCAAUGUAACGAUAUUGGUUUUGAUCGUAGACCCAAUGCUUACACAUGGAAGAUGAUCUUACUUAAUAGUCUAGCUAUAUUUAUUUAGUUUUAGUGGGGUAAUGAUAUAAUUUCUCCAUAAUCUGUGACCUGUGUGUCAUACUUGACUACUAUGUACGUAUUAUGGCCCUCGUUUUGAUGGCACCUGCCGCUAUCGUAACCAAACAUUACCAAUCGUUUGUCUAUUUUCCGAUCGACUUCCAUGACUUUUCUUCGUAUCCGCUGAGCCGACCGGCGGAUGCGGUGUGCGGGUUCAGUUGUACUAGUACCUGUGUGGGGAACUGGGUCUGUCCAGCGGCCGUGUGCCCGCCGUUGGGCGUCUUUCGGUGGAUGUUCCCGGUCCUCAUACCGACGAGAGGGGUCCACUAGGAGUCACCCGAUGGUGACCUGUGAUGCACGUGUUCCUGUCUGACGGUCUGGUGAUAGGCACCGCGUAGCAUUGUGAACGUGACUAGGACUGGCAGAGCAACGAAAAUUAUUCUUUUGAUUGCUGGCGCAUUGUGCGUUUGCUGUAGAUGUGCUGUUCUUUCUAUACAAAAUGCCCAUGAUCGGCGACGACCGUUUGGCGCGAAAUGUUCUAUUUUAUGCGCUGUUACGUGGCGUAUUGUGUGCUACAUGAAGAAUCUGUCUAUUUUUCCACUGUUUUAACUAGCCAAAGCCGCGCGUCACCUAGGCGUCUCGCCAUCCUUUUCCCGAUGACUGGCAAUCAGCUGUACUAGCAGUGCGUUCAAGUGUGAUAGCAGUGCGUCAAGGGCUCAAAUAUGUCUCGGUCUCCGAUAUGGUUGCUGUUGGAACUGAGCGUGGGGCCCUCGGGGAUGAUAUUGAUCGGAUUGGUACCGACUGAGCCUCUUUAUCGGCUGAUAGUGUUGGAACGUGUCUAUGACGAUCCAUAUUUUCCUAAAGCUAUUUGAUCUAUGUAAAUUGUUCUAUGGUGGUGUUCUCAGCCUAUGAACAAUAUGAACACAUGUCGACGGUCUAUAAACGUUUCAUGUCAUGGUAUUCUUCCUUUAUUAAACUAAGCACGUUCCGCAUAUUGAGGAAA